AAAAAGUGUUGUAUUUUUGAUUUCAACCAAUGAUACUCUUUGGCGUGGUGUCCGCGGUUUUGAAAAUUGUUUUGAAUUUGCAUGGAUUUUUACGUAAGAUGCUCUUGAGCUGACAGAAUUUGCGUAUUUUUUUGUUGAUCAGUAAGAAAAUGUCGCAGAGAAACCUUUCGCAAGAUGCAUCUGAGGAACGGCUGGAUGCCUUAGCGUCGGAAACAUUAAGAUACUUGUUAGGAUUGGCACAUACUAAGUUACCUGUGAAACGACAAGAUAUUACCAAAAAUGUGCUGAAAGAUUAUAGUAAGAACUUCAAGGCAGUUAUGGAGAGGACGAAAAGAUUUUUAAAUGAGGACUAUGGCAUUGAUGUUGCUGAAGUUGGUACAUCAGCUGGAAACAAAUCUUACAUACUAAUAAACCAGUUUAGGUACAAAGAUAUACCAAGUUCAAGCAGAUUUGUAUCAGAUUCUAUGAAGUCUCAACAAAUACUGCUUAUGAUUGUCCUUUCCUUUGUAUUCAUGAAGGGAGGUGUAGUUAAAGAAGAUGUGCUGUGGGAAUUUCUUAUAAGACUAGGCUUAAUUAAAAAAGGAAGCAACGCCAUACAUGAAAGAUUUGGGGAUGUUAAUAAAUUUGUGUCUCAGGAUUUUAUUCGACAACUGUAUCUGGAAUAUAGAAUUGUUCCAAAUACAGAUCCUCCAAAACAUGAAUUUGCUCUUGGAAAGCGGGCAGAGUUAGAAGUUUCAUAUCGUGGCCUCUUGGAAUUCAUGAGCUCUGUUUAUGGAAACUCUAACAUACAAGUGUGGAAUACCCAGUAUGAAGCUGUUAUGCAGCAAGAACAUAUGUGGAUGCAAAGGAAUCGUGGGGGAAAUGAACUAUUCACUUGUUCACAAUCCUCAACCCCGUCUGAUACAUCGCCACCUUUGUCCCAGACAGCAACAAAUUCAUCUUUGCGGUCCAGACAGUACUCAUUGUCACAACCUGGUCCUUCUGGCUUACAGAGCAGAGGAGCAGGCAGCAGCAGCAGCAGUCAACCAUCUGGGACAUUCUUGCAUCCAUCUAGCCUUUCCCAAACAAGACAGCGCAGCAGAUCCAACACUUCUUCGCAAGGGCCAGUGAAAAAAUUGCGGAGCUAACAGUGACAGAUGAUACGUUGAAGAGGAGAGAAGUUCUUGUACUACUUUCCAACUCCUUUUUUUUCCCACAGACAUUGGAGAUAAUGGCACAUUUGUGCAGGGGCAAGUAUGAAAGCUCAGUGUUCAUUGGUUUUACUACAAAUAAAUGUAAUUUCCAUGUACAAAUUUUUUGCAGAGGACAAAAACUGUUGGUAUAAUACCUUCUGCAGAUUCCCUAUGCAAAUAUUAUUAUUAGAGAGAAAAAUCAAUUGUUAAAAAGCAUUGUCCUCAGAUUGUUAAGUGUAAAUGAAUGUGUAAUCCUUGUAUUUUAUGACCGAAAUGUCACACAGUAAGCUUAACAUGCUUAACUCUAAUUUGAAAAGGUUAGUUUCUUUUGACCUUUCUCAAACAGUAUUUAAAGUGAUUAGUUCUUUAGCUAAUUAUGUGAAGUAAGAAUUUGGAAUUAAUUGCAGAUUUUGUUCUGUAAUUAAUCUGUUCCUCUGCAUCCUUGUACCUCAUCUUUUUUUCUGAGUGUCUUGUGUAAUUUAUAAGCAACUUCUACCAGGCAAAUCAGUUUUCAGAAACUUUAUUAUUUCAAAAUAUUUGGCCUUUUUAACAGAUUAUGUCUUUACAGGUGUUUUAGUAUUCUAGUCAAAUAAUUCUUUCAUUGUUAAUUCAGGAGUGGAGUCAUUAUCAUAAGCACUAUUUGAUUAAUGAGUCCCUUUUACAUUUCAUUUUGUCCAGUUCCUCACUGUGUUAAAGCAUCAUACCAAUGUUUAUAAUGGUGAGCUUGAGGUACAUCUGGAGGCUAUAACUGGAUUUGGCAUGUACAAGCGAUCUUUUGAAGGUUUCACUUCUUCAUCAUAAGAUGAAGGAGGGAAAAUUGUUCUGAAACAUGUGGUGACUUAUGAGAUGCUGGUACACAUUUGGACUUUGAAAGCCAUUGUUUAGUUUGUCCUUUUGUGUAUUUACUUGUGCGUAUCAACUAAUUCCACAACAAAAGUAGCAGACAGUGGUUGACCAAUGCCAAACAUCCACAAGCAUCUUUAGUAGUUCAUAAUUCCCAUAAGAUUUGUCAGUAGGACUUAAUAUUAGGUAUGUUAAGCAUACUAUCAGAUAGUUGAUGAUAUCACAUUGCAGUGGCUGGCACCCUUUUUAACAUUUUUAAUAGCUAAAUUUUUUCCAUUACUUGACUGUUGACAUUGGUCUGCUUGAACAGAUUUGAUGAGAGUAAACACCUCUUUUAGAACUGGUUUUUGAAAAAU
Molecule: messenger RNA, 2371 nt
Organism: Schistocerca cancellata (South American locust)
Lineage: Eukaryota; Metazoa; Arthropoda; Insecta; Orthoptera; Acrididae
Product: non-structural maintenance of chromosomes element 3 homolog
Exons: 5
Coding region: 150-1127 (325 amino acids)
Cellular component (GO): nucleus
Source: RefSeq, a predicted model, not a curated record